AUGGAGACAGAUUACCGACAAGUAGAUGGGGGUCGCAUACUGAAAUCCGGUUCUACACUACUCUAUACUGUAGCAAAUGCUCGUAAGCGAGGAGCGAGCGAGGAGCGAGAGCGAGAGCGAGAGCGAGAGCCGAGAGCGAGAGCGAGCCAGGAGCGAGACCGAAGCGAAACGAGGAGCAGACGAGAAGCGAGGAGCGAGACCGAGAGGGAAGACGAGGAGCGAGAGCGAGGCGAGAGCAAGAGCGAGACCGAGGAGCGAGAGCGAGAGCGAGAGCGAGGAGCGAGAGCGAGGAGGAGACCGAGCGGACCGAGAAGCGAAACCGAGGAGCGGACGAGAGCGAGAGCUAGGAGGCGAGACCGAGAGGGAAGCCGAGGAGCGCUAGCGAGGAGCGAGAGCGAAGAGCGAGAGCGAGGAGCGAGAGCGAGGAGCGAGAACCGAGGAGCGAGACCCGAGGAGCGAGACCGAGGAGCGAGACCGAGGAGCGAGAGCGAGAGCGAGACCGGGGAGCGAGACCGAGAGCGAGAGCGAGGAGCGAGACCGAGGAGCGAGACCGGAGCGAGAGCGCGCAGCGAGAGCGAGGAGCGAGACCGAGGAGCGAGACCGAGGAGCGAGACCGAGAGGGGAGACCUGAGGAGCGAGACCGAUCGAGCGAGACGAGGAGAGAGACCGAGGAGCGGGACCGAGGAGCGAGACCGAGGAGCGAGAGACCGAGGCGCGAGGACCGGGGAGGAGAGCCGGGAAAGAGACCGAGGAGCGAGACCGAGGAGCGAGAGACCAGGAGCGAGACCGAGGAGCGAGAGCGAGGAGGGAGACCGAUGA
Messenger RNA from Pecten maximus, 819 nucleotides. RefSeq names its product U1 small nuclear ribonucleoprotein 70 kDa-like. Lineage: Eukaryota; Metazoa; Mollusca; Bivalvia; Pectinida; Pectinidae. The coding region runs from base 1 to 819 and encodes 272 amino acids. The transcript is spliced from 2 exons. The record is from RefSeq and is a predicted model, not a curated record.